AUGGAGGCCCCCGGACGCCCUCCCGCGGGCGCCGCGCUUGCCCCGGCGCAGGCGGGCCACGCGAUGGCCGCAGCGCUGCCGCACGCGGCCUUCCAGUCCGGGGCGGUGCUGGCGCAGGGGAAUGGCGCGUUCGCCAAGUUCCCAGGUGGAUGUUUGCCCCAGUUGGUAGUGCCUCUGGGGCAUCCCGUUGCGCAGCCCCCGUGGCUGAAGCAGCAGGUCCCGCCACCGCCACCGCCCUCGGCUUCCCUGCCGCAGGUGGUCGCGUUCCCUGGCGGGGCAGCCGUGUCCUUCGGCAGCCCAGGCACGCAGCAGAAGCAGGCUUCCCCAGCCGCGGCAGGCAUGGGCAUGUUCCACAAGCAGCCGCCGCCUUUGGCGCCAGGGAUGGUCGCAGGAGUGCAGGUGCAGCACAAGCAGCCGCCGCCUGCCGCACCGACUGGCGGCGCGGCGCUGGCGCCUGUAGUCACGGCGCCUGCGGCGGCGCUGGUGGUCCAGCAGUCUGCGGCCGUGCCAGCGCCACCGCCCUGGCGCCAAAGCUCAGAGCUGGCGCCAGCCGUGGCGCCACCGCCGUGGCGCCAGAGCUCGGAGUUGGCGCCCGCACCGAAGACGGCCGCGCCAGCGCCGCCGGAGGCCCCCUGCGCGGCGGCCAACGGGGCACCCGCGAGCACGAAGGUGCCUCGCGCCGACGCCUCGGAGGAGGCCGCUCCUGCGGAGCCGCCGCAGCCGCCCGUGCCCUCUGUCCCGCGGGAGCCGGCAGCGGCUGAGACGGCGGAGGUGCCUCGCACCGACAGCUCGGCAAAGGCUGCCCCUGCGGAAUCGUUGCAGUUGCCCGUGCCCGCAGUCCCUCAGGAGCCCGCGGCGGCUCAGAGGGCGGAGGUGCCUCGCACUGACGCGUCAGCAAAUGCCGCCUCCGCGGAGCCGCCGCAACCGCCCGCGCCCGCUGUCUCGCGGGAGCCCGCGGCAGCUGAUACGGCGGAGGUGCCGCGCGCCGCCACCCUCGCGGAACCGCCGCAGCCGCCCGUGCCCGUUGUCGCGCCGGAGCCCGCGACGGCUGAAUUGGCGGAGGCGGCGCCGGCCAGGACCAGCGCCCGCCAGGAACCGCCCGAAACACAGCAGCCACAGAAGUCACCUGAUCAGGAGGAGCAGUGGCUGCUGCAGCAGGAGCUGCAGAGGCAGAUGCAGCAGCAGCUCCAGUCUUCGACAGUGGCUAAGGCAUCUGCUGCGGAGCAGCCGCCAGCGAAGGCGCCGCCAAGCCAGCAGCCGCAGCCACCGCAGCCGGAGCCACAGCAACAACCGCAGCAGCAGCCGCCACAGCAGAAGUCGCCGUCGCAGCCGCUGCCAAAGCAGCCGCCGCUGCCGCUGACGGACGAGCAGGUGAGGCAGCAGCAGCAGAUGCAGCAGACGCAGCUGCUGCUGCAGCAGGAGCUCCAGCAGCAGAUGCAGCAGCAGCUGCAGCAGCAGCAGCAGCAGCUGAGGCAGCCGCAGGAGGCGGCCGAGGCCGCAGCGGCGCAGCAGGCCGCCGCGCAGCUCGCGUUGAGGCAGGCCGCUGCGCAGCAGGUGGUGCAGCAGGAGCAGCUGGAGAAGCAGAAGUUGCAAGCGAUGCAACAGCAACAGCUUCAGAUCGUGUCAGCCUCGGGUCGCAUGAUGGGGGAGGUGCUGACCUGGGACUCCUCGAAGGGCUUCGGGUUCGUGGGCUGCCCCGAAAUCAAAGCAAAGCACGGCAAAGACGUCUUCAUUCACAGGAGGUUCACGGGCCUCAUGCUGGAGGUUGGCGAAGUGUUGAGCUUCACAGUGGAGAUGAACGAGCAGCAGCAGCCACAGGCCAGGAACAUCGAGAAGCUCCAGGAGCUUACGCAGCAGCGGGCCCUGGUCAAGCUGCUGGAGCAGCACCGCCUCGCAGGUGCCAGCCUCGCGGGCGCCGGUUUCGCAGGCCAGCCAACCCAGCUCGUCGCGGGUGCCGCCACCCAGCAGCUGCAGCAGGGAAGCGGACAGUUCUUCCAGUUCUCCCCCGGAACAGUGCCCCAGCACACGCAGAAGCAGCAGCCAGCAGAUGCCGCCUUGCAGUCAGCAUCAGUGCAGCAGUUGCUGCAGCAGUUGCUGCAGCAGCAACUGCUGCAGCAGCAGCUCCAGCAGCAGGCGCAGCAGCAGCAAAUGCAGCAGCAGCAGCAAGUGCAGCCUCAGGCAAAGCCGCAGCAGGAUGCGCAGCCGCCUCCGCUGCAGCAGCAGCAGGGGCAGCCUCCGCUGCUGCAGCAGCAGCAGCCUCAAACGCAGCAGCCGAAGCCGCCCGCAGCAGUACAACAGCAGGAGCCGGCUCCCACGCAACAGGAGCCAGCGACGACGAAGCGGGAACCAGCAGCGCAGGAGGUACAGGCGGCGGGCGCCCCCCUGGCAGGGCCCGCCGCCACCCUGGCGGCCCUCUUGUCGACCAUGCCUGCCAAGGCCGGAGGCGCCGCUCCGCCGAGGGCAGUUGCCGCCGACCAGGCGGAUUCGCCGCCGCCCCCGCCGCCUGGGCCGCCGCCAGGCACGCCCGCACAGGCC
This is a messenger RNA of Prorocentrum cordatum, 2535 nucleotides long. Lineage: Eukaryota; Dinophyceae; Prorocentrales; Prorocentraceae. The record is from the annotation of a GenBank genome assembly.